Molecule: messenger RNA, 1165 nt
Organism: Choloepus didactylus (southern two-toed sloth)
Lineage: Eukaryota; Metazoa; Chordata; Mammalia; Pilosa; Megalonychidae
Product: ubiquitin-conjugating enzyme E2 N-like
Exons: 1
Coding region: 1-459 (152 amino acids)
Biological process (GO): protein K63-linked ubiquitination; DNA damage tolerance
Cellular component (GO): nucleus
Molecular function (GO): ubiquitin conjugating enzyme activity
Source: RefSeq, a predicted model, not a curated record
AUGGCCGGGCUGCUCCGCAGGAUUAUCAAGGAAACCCAGCAUUUGCUGGCAGAACCUGUUCCUGGUAUUAAAGCAGAACCAGAUGAAAGCAACGCCCGUUAUUUUCAUGUGGUCAUUGCUGGCCCCCAGGAUUCCCCCUUUGAGGGAGGGACUUUUAAACUUGAACUAUUCCUUCCUGAAGAAUACCCAAUGGCAGCCCCUAAAGUAUGUUUCAUGACCAAAAUAUAUCACCCUAAUGUAGACAAGUUGGGAAGAAUAUGUUUAGAUAUUUUGAAAGAUAAGUGGUCCCCAGCACUGCAGAUCCACACAGUUCUGCUAUCGAUCCAGGCUUUGUUAAGUGCUCCCAAUCCAGAUGAUCCAUUAGCAAAUGAUGUAGCGGAGCAGUGGAAGACCAACGAAGCCCAAGCCAUAGAAACAGCUAGAGCAUGGACUAGGCUAUAUGCCAUGAAUAAUAUUUAAAUCGAUCUGAUCAUCAAGUAUGCACCACUUCUCCUGUUCUGCCAAGACUUCUUCCUUUUUUGUUUGCAUUUAAUGGACACAGUCUUAGAAACAUUACAGAAUAAAAGCCCAGACAUCUUCAGUCCUUUGGUGAGUAAAUGCACAUUAGCAAAUCUAUGUCUUGUCCUGAUUCACUGUUGUAAAGCAUGAGCAGAGGCUAGAAGUAUCAUCUGGAUUGUUGUGAAACGUUUAAAAGCAGUGGCCCCUCUCCUGCUUUUAUUCAUUUUCCCCAUCAUGGUUUAAGUAUAAAGCACUGUGAAUGAAGGUAGUUGUCAGGGUUAGCUGCAGGGGUGUGGGUGUUUUUCUUUAUUUUAUUUUUAUUUUUGAGGAGGGAGGUAGUUUAAUUUUAAUUUUAUGAGCUUCUCCCCCCCCCCCCCUUUUAUGGUGAUCUAAUUAAAUGCAUUGGUUAAAAGCAGCUAACCGGUUCUUUAGAAUAUACCCUCUAGCCAAGUCUAACUUUAUUUAGACGCUGUAGAUGGACAAGCUUGAUUGUUUGAAUGAAAAUAGGAACAUUAAACAAACAUCACAGCCCUCACUAAUAACAUUGUGACUUUGCUGUCAAGUGUAGAAUCCUCCCUUCAAAAAAGAAGCUUGUGACCAUUUUGUAUGGCUUGUCUGGAAACUUCUGUAAAUCUUAUGUUUUAGUAAAAUAUUUUUUGUUAUUCUA